Linepithema humile (Argentine ant) is the source of this 3765-nucleotide messenger RNA. It is a transcript of the gene Tsc1, whose product is annotated as tuberous sclerosis 1 protein hamartin. Lineage: Eukaryota; Metazoa; Arthropoda; Insecta; Hymenoptera; Formicidae. Gene Ontology annotation, cellular component: TSC1-TSC2 complex. The record is from RefSeq and is a predicted model, not a curated record. Gene Ontology annotation, biological process: negative regulation of cell population proliferation; regulation of cell cycle; negative regulation of TOR signaling.
ACAAAAGAGGUCCGAAUGAGAUAUAUGGAACCCCCACCUCCAAAUUCACCAGUCGCCAUAGAACUCACGGAAAUCUGCUCGAAAUACUCGAUGAAAUUCGGGUAUUUUAGCAUCACUGUCAUUUCAUACAAUGCCUCUCUUGCAUGACAGACGGCAGAUGGCUCAGAGUGACAUUGUUAAACCGAUUUUUACUUCCACCGCCUGAUCAUACGAUCAUGAUAGAGUAGCAUCUCUUUUAAGCCGAGCCAUCGUUUACUACUGUCAAGAUGAGCGUCGGUCCUGCAGGUGUUGCUGAGCUGUUCAACCUACUCGAAUCUAAUAAACUCGGCGAGGUCGAGGAGAUCAAGAAAGUAUUUCAUGAUCAUUUCUUAUGCACAAAAGAUAGUUGGUUGGUAAAUGGAUUAUUUGAUUAUUACCUUUCUACAAACUCCUUAAGGACCGCUGAAGUAUUAGCAGGAGUCCGAGAUCCGCAUGACAAACAUCUUUUAGAUCGCUUAUCUGACAUUUUAUCAAAAUCUGGCAAUAGUGGACAGAGAAUACAGGCCCUCACCUUGCUUGGUCAUAUAGCUAGGCGUCAACCUACUUGGUUGUACAAACUAACCAGUCAUCCUUUAUUCAAAGAUCUACUCAAAUUACUUAAGGGAUUAAAUAGAGUACAGUUCUACAAGACUGUAUUUUUCAAGGUGGAGGCAGAUAUAUUACCACUUAUGAGUGCCCUUCUUCUGUUAGUAAUGUUGUUACCAAUGUUACCUGCUGCUCUAGGGCCGUAUCUGCCAGAAAUAUUUGAGGUAUUCGGCCGCUUAACAUCUUAUUAUCAUCAUCAAUCGUCCUUACUUCCUCUUUCUACUCCUUUUAUUUCAACCACAGUACCAAACAUCAUCGACAAGGACCAUUUGUACCUCAUACAUUUGCAGGUAGGAUUAUGCAGCUUAUUUCAUAGACUGUACGCAUUGUAUCCUUGCAAUUUUAUAUCAUACCUGAAGCAACAGUACAUCCAGCGUGAUCAAUUUGAAUCAUUGGCUCAAACAUUUACUCAUACUAUCAGGCCGAUGUUGGAGUCUGUGCGUAUGCACCCUUUACUUGUUACAGCAUCCAAAGAUGCAGAAAUUUCAUCCAAUAGGUGGAAAAAAAUGGAACAUCAUGAUAUUGUGAUAGAAUGUGGUCGUUUUACGUUAGACAAAUGUCGAGAGGAAAUACUAAGCGUAGCUAAUCCUCGGUGUACUCCACCUUUAGAUCAAUCUUCCAUCGUUUGUGCGCCAAUAAACAUAGGAAUAACAAAUACGGAAAUUAUCAAUCAGGAAGAGGAAACAUUCUGGUCACCGAGCACGGCGAUACCGCCACAUACGCCACCGCCUCAAAAUACAUCUCACGAACCACGCUCCGCCCCGCCGACGCCUAAUAACAAUAGAAGCGGUACUUCCCCACCCGAAGCCGCCAUCGAAGCUACCCCAGAGACAACUCCCGUUAAGGAUCUACGAAAGCUAUCAACGAGGCAAGCACCUUUGGUGGCAUCUAGUGCAGUGCGUGCUCUCAACGCAUUGGGCAAUGGUACAUCCUCACGGCCGUCAACGCCCACCUCUGUAAACUCCUCUUCCACCUCUGGAGUGAAAAAUACGGAUAUUCCAACGAACACACAUGGAUUUCUUUCACAGAGGCUAAGUAAAAUUAUGUCGGAUAGGCAGUCGCAAAAAUUAAUAAUUAAUAACGAAGAGAACGCGAGGUUCUUAGAAAUGGCUGUAAGUCAGAAUGGGAAAACUGAUUCCUGGCAAGAAGAUCAAGAGGUAUUGGAAAUUGUUAGUUCACAUGGCAAUGGAUCAGUUGAAAUGCCAAAAUACGUCGAACCGCAGCCUGAGACACGAAGUGAGAAGAAUACGUAUGGUGCUUUCGCCGAUUUAUCGCAGAAAAUUUAUCAGCUUCUGCAUUCUCAAUGCCGUCUCCCAGUAAAAGACUCAAAUUCAAAUGUAACGCACAAGAUUCGGCACUCCAAAUCUUGUCCAGACAUAGAAAUGCAGAAGAAAUGUAAUAGUGAAAAUGUAAGCGAUCAAGCUAAAUCAGUAGAAACGAAUAAACACGAGGACGCCAGCAUUCAAACCAGCAAUCUGUUCCCGUACGAGCAUUUGUUGCUGGGAAUGUUGGAUCAGAACAGCCAAAAUAUUAGUCAAGAAAGUUCUGAUUCGAGAUUGUCGCCGAUCAGCAUGCUCGAUCGUUAUAUUGAGGCUUGUACGAGAGUGAAUAGCUUCCCUAGCAAUAACAGCAAAACGAAAACAAACAGUGCUAGGCAGAAACAAAAAAAGAAAGGAGAAGAGGAUACGGAAGAAGACGGAGCGGACGAUGAUAAUAUAGAUCAAUUGCUUCAACUUAUGCAAAUGCAGUUGCAGUUCGAGCGACAACGGCGAGAAGUUCAUGCCGAGCGUAACCGGCGUUUGCUUGGCAAAUUGAGAGACUCGCGAGCUUCAGAAGAGCAUAAUCUUGCUUUGACUGAACGUUUGAAAAUAUUAGAAAAAGAAGUGGAAAAUUUGAAAGCGUUGUUGGAGCUAAAUAAAAGGGAAACGCAUCAAGCUGAGGAACAAUAUAAAGAAGCUAUGCAUCAGUGGCAAACUAAAGGCGUCGAAGAACAACAACAAAGUCGCGCGCUUAAGGAUCGCUUAGAAUGUCUGGAAUUGGAAUUAAAAAGCGAACAAAAGAAGGCAGCUGAAACGCAGCAACAACUUCGUUCUACCGAAGCGGACCUUUUCAAUGCAGGACACCAGCUUAAAGCAGCGUUAAAAGCUGCAGAUCGUGGUAAAGAAUUAGAACGCAUUGUUGAGACAAUGCAGAAAAAAUUCGUACUUUGGGGAGAGGCGCAGUUAAGAUUAGAAGAAAAUACAGGCACUUUCUCGCCAACGAUUAAGCAAGAAGCGACGCAAGCUCAGAAAUCGUAUACAGAAGAAUUGAAUAAUAUGCGGCGACAAUUGGAAUCACGAACGUCGCAUUUGGAAGCGUUGAAAGCACGUUUGAGUGAGUUAGAAAAUAAGGAAGCGCGGAAAGAAAGCCAACUGGUGGAGCUGCAACGGCUCUUGCAAGAGACCAAGGAGCGACACGCGUCCGAAUUGGACGCCGUCGCGUCAAAGUAUCAAGCACAAGUGGAGAUCAACUUGCUUCUGGAAGGUCGUAUACUCGAACUUCACGGUAAAUUGGAGACCGCCACGUGCUCCAACACUUCACCCAUGGCGAAUCCUGCUUCUUCGGCAUCGCCUAAGGAACGAUCCCCGCCUCUAUCGACCAGUUUGGCCUCAUCCAGCGAGGGUAGCCUAGCGUUUAUCCAUCCGGGCGUCGGGAGUAUCAUAAACGAUUGCUGCGAUACCGCGACAGGCGAGAUUUGCAACCUGCAAGCUAUGAUAGAGCCUGUGCCGAGUAGCAGCCAAGCCACGUCACCGUCACGUUCUGUCACUCGACGACCGUCGAUGCCGAAGCAAGAUUAACGAAACGGAAACGUUCACUGUGACGUGAGCCCCUUGUAUACCGUCGAUAAACGAUAUACGGAAUUAUUAUCGAAGAUUAAUGCGUGUGAAUGCGCCGCGCCCAUUGCCAUUGGUGCCGCGGUAUGAACGGAAAGAAAGUUAUUUGUAGCUUUUUAUCGAUAGAGUAGACGAGAUUCGUAAGAAAGUUGCUAAUCGACUGAUUGCGAUCGAACAGGCAUGCUAAGUUUGUUAGCAUUGAUAUAUCUCCGCUCUUGGAAAAAAUGGAUUCACAGUGAAUAAAUGGUUGAGAUAUUUUGCUGACCAA